Dipodomys ordii (Ord's kangaroo rat) is the source of this 1296-nucleotide messenger RNA. RefSeq names its product patatin-like phospholipase domain containing 2 (gene Pnpla2). The transcript has 8 exons. Gene Ontology annotation, molecular function: triacylglycerol lipase activity. Gene Ontology annotation, cellular component: cytoplasm; lipid droplet; membrane. Gene Ontology annotation, biological process: lipid homeostasis; triglyceride catabolic process. Bases 1 to 1287 code for a protein of 428 amino acids. The record is from RefSeq and is a predicted model, not a curated record. NCBI's taxonomy places the organism in Eukaryota, Metazoa, Chordata, Mammalia, Rodentia, Heteromyidae.
AUGACCGCUGCUCCGAGGCGGCUCGCCCCCGGGCCGGGCCGGGCCGGGCCGGGCCGCGCGUCCGGCCUUCGGGACCAGGGAGAAAACGCUGGCAGCCCGCAAGCUCCUCCUGCGCCCACGUGCAGCACGCGCAGGCCGGCGGCGCGCACUUCCGGUGGCGGUGCACCACGGGACUUGCAGUUCGCCGGCAAAGAUGCGUUUCGGCCGCGCUGGAUGCUGGGAACUCCACAAAGCUAUGGGGAAGGAGUGCUGGCCCCUGAUCCUGGCCCUGCUGCCCUAGGUGAGGCAGGCGCCAAUAUCAUUGAGGUCUCCAAGGAGGCCCGGAAGCGGUUCCUGGGCCCCCUGCAUCCUUCCUUCAACCUGGUGAAGACCAUCCGAGGCUGCCUGCUGAAGAUCCUGCCUGCUGACAGCCAUGAGCGUGCCAGUGGACGCCUGGGCAUCUCGCUGACCCGUGUUUCAGAUGGCGAGAACGUCAUCAUAUCCCAGUUCAACUCCAAGGAGGAGCUGAUUCAGGCCAAUGUCUGCAGCACUUUCAUCCCCGUGUACUGUGGCCUCAUCCCUCCCUCCCUCCAGGGGGUGCGCUACGUGGACGGCGGCAUCUCAGACAACCUGCCACUUUACGAGCUCAAGAACACCAUCACCGUGUCCCCUUUCUCGGGCGAGAGUGACAUCUGCCCACAGGACAGCUCCACAAACAUCCACGAGCUCCGGGUCACAAACACCAGCAUCCAGUUCAACCUGCGCAACCUCUACCGCCUCUCCAAGGCCCUUUUCCCACCCGAGCCCAUGGUGCUUCGAGAGAUGUGUAAGCAGGGUUACCGGGACGGCCUGCGCUUCCUGCGGAGGAACGGUCUUCUGAACCAGCCCAACCCCUUGCUGGCGCUGCCCCCCACCCCUCACCAUGGCCGCGAGGAAGAGGAAGCUGAGGAGGCUGAAGGGGCUGAAGAGAGGGUCCACCUGGAGGGCCACUCGCAGCCCCCCGGGGAGGAUCACAUUCUGGAGCACCUGCCAGCCAGACUCAAUGAGGCCCUGCUGGAGGCCUGCGUGGAACCCAAAGACCUGAUGACCACACUCUCCAACAUGCUGCCCGUGCGUCUGGCCACGGCCAUGAUGGUGCCCUACACGCUGCCGCUGGAGAGUGCCGUGUCCUUCACCAUCCGCUUGCUGGAGUGGCUGCCCGACGUUCCAGAAGACAUCCGGUGGAUGAAGGAGCAGACGGGCAGCAUCUGCCAGUACCUGGUGAUGCGCGCCAAGAGGAAGCUGGGCAACCACCUGCCCUCCGGGUGAGCCCCCUUG